This is a messenger RNA of Thlaspi arvense, 954 nucleotides long. NCBI's taxonomy places the organism in Eukaryota, Viridiplantae, Streptophyta, Magnoliopsida, Brassicales, Brassicaceae. The record is from the annotation of a GenBank genome assembly.
AAAGUGAUAGCUGCAACGAACAACAUGGAAAUGCUCAAUACCAUUCUAAAUCUUCUUCUUCCUCCUCUUACAAUCAUCUUUCUCAUCAUCUUUUACCCAUUUUAUCUUUUGAUCAAACUUGUGAGCUCUAUUCAUAAGCAUCUUCGCUUCGAAAACGUAGCUGGAAAGGUAGUUCUAAUCACCGGAGCUUCCUCUGGCAUCGGAGAGCAUCUCGCAUACGAAUACGCAAAGAAAGGAGCAUAUUUGGCUCUCGUUGCUCGAAGAAAGAAUCUUCUAGAGAGAGUCGCCGAAACAUCACGUCAAUUAGGAUCUGGCGAUGUCGUCAUCAUACCUGGUGAUGUUGCUAACGUUGAUGACUGCAAGAAGUUCAUCGAUGAGACGGUUCAACAUUUCGGAAAACUAGACCACCUGAUCAACAAUGCUGGAGUAUCACAAACUUUACACUUUGAAGAUUUCACGCAAAUUCAAGACGCUAAUCAUAUAAUGGAUAUCAACUUUUGGGGUUCGACAUACAUCACUUAUUUUGCAAUUCCUCAUCUUCGAAAGAACAAAGGAAAAAUCAUCGUGACUACUUCUGCUGCAGCAAAUAUUCCUUUGCCAUUGUCAAGCGUUUAUUCAGCAAGCAAAGCAGCUUUAGUAAGAUUCUUUGAGACUUUAAGAGUUGAGCUAAAUCCGGAUAUCAAAAUAACAAUUGUUUUUCCCGGAUUUAUAUCUACAGAUAUGACCACUCUUCACUUUAUAGCAAAGACUGGUUCAGAUUUUAUUCUGUCGGAAUCGGUGAGUAAAUGCGCCAAAGCAAUCUUCGAUGGUAUUGGUAGAGGAGAAACACACAUAGAAGAGCCAUCUUGGAUGAAAUCAAUCUUUUUGGUGAAAAAUGUGUGUCCUGAAAUCGUUGACUAUGUACUGGGCUAUUUAAAUUCUCGUUAUCUCAAACCUUGUUGCAAGUGUGAUUGA